CGAGUCCGCUCCAAUACUGCUCAAGCCGCUUGACAAGAAAUCUGGAAGUGCUGGGGAUUGGACUAUGCCCGAAGCGGGGGAGAGGUAGUUCGCAUCGACGAACCAAAUCAUCGGCACUAUCUCUCUUGAGACGAAAAGGCGCUGAAGAAGACAUGUCUUCGGCUGAGGCCGCCGCGUCAAGCUCCUUGAGCAACUCGCCUACAGGGGCUCCCGCGACGACUACGACCUCGGAACCAUCGAUCGCUGCACAUCAACAUCCCCUCAGAGGUCACAACUCGAGACUUUCUGUUUCCGGGAGCGCCAUCGGCCGAACACCCUCCAACGCCCCCUCGGUUGCCGGCGGAAGGUCGCUGAUUUCUAUGGACAAAGGAUCCUCGCUUGAAUCGUCUGUCAGGAAAUUCCGCAUCGUCGAGGCACUGCGUAAUGGCGAUACCGCCUUCAUCUCCAGAGCCAUCCGCGAGACCUCCGACAACGGGCCGCGCAUGAGUACCUCCUCUUUCACAACCCAACCCGGAGCCCUCGAAGAUUCCACAAUACUUCACUUAGCAAUCCAGUGCGCCGAACUGCCCGUCGUCGAGUAUGUCUUGUCUGACGGCGCGGGCUCACUCGAUAUCAAUGCGCGGGAUAAGGAUGGCAACACGCCUUUACACGUCGCCGCGGCGCAGGGCAGGAGUCAGGUUGUCCGUCUGCUCCUCGAGAACAAGGAUAUCAACGACGCCGUCGCCAACCAUCAGGGGCGUCUCCCCAUUGACCUCGCCCGCAACCCGGACAUCUUCCAACAGCUGCAGCUCUCAAGGUCCUUGUUUGCCGAAAACAAGAUUAGGCAGGUUCAGGAUCUCAUUCUCCACGGCGAGCUCAAAAAAUUGGAGCAGGUCCUGGAGGAGCCGCGGUUCAAGACGGUGCUGGACAUCAACAGCCCAGAGUUCGCGUCAGAACCCACCACAGUUCAGUCUGGCGGUACACUACUGCACGAGGCGGCCCGACGCAAGAACAGCCGUCUGAUCCAGGUUCUUCUUCUACACGGGGCUGACCCGUUCCGCCGGGAUCGUAAGGGCAAGUUGCCGCAAGAUGUGACAAAGGACGAGAUUACGCGCGCGAUGCUGAAAAAGUCACCUGCGGCCGUCGCAGCUCAGAGAGGCAUCCAGGAGAAGGCCGUGUUGGGAUCCACAACUCAGGGGGCAGCCACGGCAACCCCUGGUGAUCCGCUCGCCGGAAGGGAAGCGCGAGAGAUGAAAGGCUACCUCAAAAAGUGGACCAACUACCGGAAAGGGUACCAGCUGCGUUGGUUUGUGCUAGAGGAUGGCGUCCUUAGCUAUUACAAGCACCAGGACGAUGCCGGCUCGGCCUGCCGUGGAGCCAUCAACAUGCGCAUCGCAAAGUUGCACAUGAGUCCCGACGAGAAGACAAAAUUCGAAAUCCACGGCAAGUCUUCGGUAAAAUACACGCUCAAGGCAAACCACGAGGUUGAAGCCAAGCGUUGGUUCUGGGCCCUCAACAACUCGAUCCAGUGGACAAAGGACCAGGCCAAGGAGGAAGAACGACAGCGCGCGCGGAACGCGGAGCUGCUGAAGCAAGCGAAGGCCGAGCAUACGCACCUCUCCGAACCACCGAGCGAGAACGCCAGCUUUGCUGAGCCGUCACGUAACAGCAUUCAACUCACACGGCUUCAUUCUUCCGCACGAGCAUCCAGCAGGAGCGGAUUCCCGACGCCGGGAAGCAACGACGAGGAUGACUUUCUUGACGCAGGGACCGAAGCAGACAAGACAGACCGCAACGGGGGUACUGUUGCUGACGAAGCUGAUGAGGACGACGAGUUCGGCGAGGGCUCCAGUGGGCACGAUGCACCGCCCGCCAACAAAGACGCCUUCAACAUCACAGCUCAGUCGGCCAAGUUGCAGCUUGAAUCCAUGGCCAGUGUCACAUCGGCGCUUCUCCUUGAGGCGACCAAGAACCCGGCUCUCACUCUGUCCGACACCAAGACGUCUCAAGCUCUAGCUACGUAUGACGCCGCCAUCCGCUCGCUUACUGGUCUUAUCGGUGAUCUCCUCCGAAUCUCGAAAGAUCGCGACGCGUACUGGCAGUAUCGCCUAGACCGCGAGUCUGAGAUGCGGCGCAUGUGGGAGGAGAGCAUGGCACAGGUUGCUAAGGAGCAGGAGGCCCUCGAGGCCCGCGUUGGCGAGGCUGAACUGAAGCGGAGGAUGACGAAGCGUAUCCUCAAAGAAGUCGUCGAGAAUGGCAUUCUUGAAAGCAACCAAGUGCCCCUCUCGGCAACUCGGCCAGAGGAAUCUGCCGUCCAAGAGACAGCAGAGAAGGAGACCGCGGCCGAGUCUAUGGGAGCCAAGUCACCUACCAUGAGCCUAUCGAGGAGAAAGACGGUGAUGUCUCAAAUUGCCGACAUCUCAGACUCCGAAUCUGAUGAAGAGGAGUUCUUCGAUGCAGUCGAUGCCGGUGAGGUCGAAGUCUCUCAGUUACCUCCAUCAGAGCUUGCCAUGUCCCAAGAACAGAAGCAACUGGUCAUUUCCGAUGCCUACGACAUCAGCAGUUCCUUUAAAGGAUACGAGAACGGAAUCCGCACGCGGUUGAAGAUGGACGCAGACAACCGGCCAAAGAUCUCGCUUUGGGGCAUCCUCAAGUCCAUGGUCGGAAAGGACAUGACGAAGAUGACACUUCCGGUGUCUUUCAACGAACCCACCUCUCUUCUGUAUCGCUGCGGCGAGGACAUGGAGUAUGCCGAUCUUUUGGACCUUGCCGCCGACCGCACGGACUCCAUUGAACGGCUGCUCUACGUUGCGGCCUUUGCUGCUAGCGAGUACGCAUCCACCAUUGGACGUGUUGCCAAACCCUUCAAUCCCUUGCUCGGCGAGACGUUUGAGUACGUUCGGCCAGACAAAAACUACCGCUUCUUCAUUGAACAGGUCAGCCAUCACCCGCCAAUCGGCGCGGCGUGGGCUGAGUCACCUAAGUGGACGUACUAUGGCGAGUCUGCCGUCAAGUCUAAGUUCUACGGUCGUUCCUUCGAUAUCAAUCCGCUCGGCACUUGGUUCCUCAGGCUCCGGCCAACCCACGGCGGGAAAGAGGACUUUUACACGUGGAAAAAGGUCACUUCCUCCGUUGUCGGCAUCAUCACGGGCAAUCCCGUCGUCGACAACUACGGCCCCAUGGAAAUUAAAAACUGGACAACCGGCGAAGUGUGCCACAUCGAGUUCAAGCCGCGCGGCUGGAAGGCGUCAAGCGCGUACAUCAUCACGGGCAAGGUGGUAGACGCCAACGGCCGCGUGCGAUUCAGUCUCGGCGGACGCUGGAACUCUAGGCUCUACGCCCGCCUCACGCCCGGGUACGAAACCACCGUGGACGAGCCUGCCGCGGGGACGGCCGACGAUUCGAUCCACAGCGGCAGCAUCACGGACCCGAGCAAGGCCUACCUUAUCUGGCAGGCCAACCCGCGGCCGCAGGGCAUCCCGUUCAACCUGACACCGUUUGUCCUCACGUUCAACCACAUUGACGAUCAACUCCGCCCGUGGCUGGCGCCGACCGACUCACGGUUCCGACCGGACCAGAGGGCGAUGGAGGAAGGCGAGUAUGACUUUGCCGCGACGGAGAAAAAUCGGCUUGAGGAGGCGCAGCGGGCGAGGAGGAGGGCGAGGGAGGCCAGGGGCAAGGAGUUUGUCCCCGCGUGGUUUACCAGGGCCAAGUGCGAGGUCACGGGCGAGAUGUACUGGAAGUUUAAUGGGGAGUAUUGGAAGAGGAGAGAGAAGGCUGGGCCGAACGGGGAGGGCGGGGUCUGGGACGGCUUGGAGAGUAUCUUUUAGUCAGAUUGGAUACCUACGAGCUGGAAUGAUGGAAAACGGGAAUGGCUUGAAGAGGUGAUGCUGGGGGUGGGUUUCCUAGAGCGGUUGUCUGUUGACUGUUCCUGUCCUAAGCUAUUUAUCCUAAGGAAGACUCGCCGAGGUGAUAGACUAUGUUUCCUGCGCCUUGAUGGUUAGUCGAAGGAGCAGACGGAUGAUUGAGUCCCCAAAUCCUGUCCCUCAUUUCGUU
Messenger RNA from Parathielavia appendiculata, 4035 nucleotides. RefSeq lists its product as uncharacterized. The record is from RefSeq and is a predicted model, not a curated record. Lineage: Eukaryota; Fungi; Ascomycota; Sordariomycetes; Sordariales; Chaetomiaceae. The transcript is spliced from 3 exons. Gene Ontology annotation, molecular function: protein binding; sterol binding. Bases 153 to 3809 code for a protein of 1218 amino acids. Gene Ontology annotation, biological process: maintenance of cell polarity; endocytosis; exocytosis. Gene Ontology annotation, cellular component: membrane; nuclear envelope; cytosol.